This is a messenger RNA of Pelecanus crispus (Dalmatian pelican), 461 nucleotides long. The record is from RefSeq and is a predicted model, not a curated record. NCBI's taxonomy places the organism in Eukaryota, Metazoa, Chordata, Aves, Pelecaniformes, Pelecanidae.
CUUCUAAGCAUGCUGCUGUAGGCUUUUUUGAUUGUCUUAGAGCUGAAAUGGAAGAAUUUGAUAUUUCUGUCAGCACUGUGAAUCCAACCUUCAUCUGUUCAUACCAUCACCAACUAGCACCUGGCAACUGGGAGGCAUCUAUUUGGAAAUUCUUUUUCAGAAAGGUGGCAUAUGGUGUGCACCCAGUGGAGGUGGCAGAGGAAGUCUUGCGCACAGUGAGCAGCAAGAAGCAGGAGGUACUUCUGGCCAACCGUAUCCCCAGAGCAGCAGUUUACAUUCGCACCUUCUUCCCUGAGCUGUUUUUUGCCAUUGUUGCCUCAGGAAUUAGGGAAAAGCUGAAGACAGAAGAAGAAAAUUGAUUUUGUCUGGUUCUUUUCCCUGCUUUUGAUCUGCAAAAAAGUUUAUGUUUCAAAUGUCAAUGAUACCUGCUUCUCACUAUGGGCAGAAUAAAGCAGGAGGCU